Xylona heveae TC161 is the source of this 573-nucleotide messenger RNA. RefSeq lists its product as hypothetical. The transcript is spliced from 2 exons. The record is from RefSeq and is a predicted model, not a curated record. The coding region runs from base 1 to 573 and encodes 190 amino acids. NCBI's taxonomy places the organism in Eukaryota, Fungi, Ascomycota, Xylonomycetes, Xylonales, Xylonaceae.
AUGACGUUGCGGCAGGAGCUAGCAUCUUGGAAGUUUCCACAGCAACUUCAAAUCGCCCAGGUUCCUAAUUCUGGCACAUUUGCUCCGUCGAGUGAUCAGAUACCCUUACCGCCGCCAAAUGGCAAGCCUACGGUCAUUACAUUUCUGAGGCACUGCGGCUGCCCAUUCGCCGAGAAGGCAUUCCUCGAUUUACGAACGACGGCCAGCGCCAACCCAUCUGUGAAUUUCAUAGCAGUAUCGCAUAGUGAUGCCAAAGCCACUGAGAAGUGGAUCAAUGCGCUCGGGGGUUCUCGACGUGUGCAGGUGAUAGUCGACGCGGAUCGCCAACUCUACACGAAGUGGGGAUUGGGAGUUGCCAGCUUCUGGCACUUGUUGAACCCACAAAGCAUGUGGGGUGUCUAUCAACUGGCAAGCCAUGAAGGUAUCUGGAACCGGCCGACGGAAAGCGGUACACGAUGGCAGACAGCAGGCUCCUUUGCAGUGGACAAGAAAGGACAUGUCUGCUGGAGUCGGCCGGCCCUGAGCGCACAUGAAGUCCCAAACUUUGAUGAAGCAGUCAAGGCAAUGCAAUAG